Messenger RNA from Paralichthys olivaceus (Japanese flounder), 2371 nucleotides. RefSeq lists its product as uncharacterized. Lineage: Eukaryota; Metazoa; Chordata; Actinopteri; Pleuronectiformes; Paralichthyidae. The record is from RefSeq and is a predicted model, not a curated record.
UGUGGAGGUGGGUGGUUCACUGUGUUGCAAUGACCCGGGCGUGGGGGGGCGGUCCGGUGACGUCACUGAGCGGGAGCCGGAAAGGGAAGGUUGUACAAACACGAUGGUCUCAUGCUCUCAACAUGUCCACGCUUCAAACGCUGAAGACGUUUAUUAACCAGCGGCUCGCAGUGGCCGUAGACGACAUAUUUGGUCUGCUGGAAACAACCAUAUCCAACUAUGAGGAAGAGAUGGACCGACAGCGCAGACUGCGGGAGGACGAGAGGUCUGAGUUCCUGAAUAACAGAUCCGAUAUGCAACAAGCCAUGAGGUUUCGGGUUAUCAUCGAUCAUGAUAUCAAGAAGAUAACUUUUGAAAAUGGCCUCCCCUCAUCUGUGGAGGACAUGAUCAAAGUCUUCAAACAUGCAUUUUCCAUUACCUCAGAAAUAGGCCUUCAGUACAAAGAUGCAGACUUUGACGACUUCUUCACACUAACGUCUACAAGUGACCUUAAAGAUAAAGACACUCUCAAAGUCGUGCAUGUGCCUCCAGACAUAAUAAUUACCACAGUCCCUCUGGAGUCCCACCCCGACACCACUGACGCAUCUUCAGUGGACGAUCUGCUCUUUACUGAUUCACAGGACAAUCUGAUUCCAAGGCCCCCUGCUACUGAGAGGCACAACCUGUGGCCUGCUGUCUUUCCCAUUCCCACCUUCUCCUACAACACGGAAAUGGCUCUGAGGCAAGGUAAUGAGAGGUUUCUAAAAGAUGGAACCCCACUGACAACACCAAGUGUCAAAUCAGACAUUCUGGAGCGACUGGCUGAGGCCAUGUUCUCCUACACAGCUUAUCCCAAUGAUCCACAGAGGGCUGCAGUUGCACAGGCCCUAAUAGAGAAGCACCCCUGCCUUAGGGAGCCCGGCUCUUUCAAUGGAUUUUAUGGGUGGCAGCAAAGCCUCAAGUACAAAUGUGGAAACUACAGGAGCAAACUUAAAGCUCAUGGAAACCCUGAACUAAUGAUAAAUACACUGAAACACAAGCAGGAUUGUGACAAAAAACCUGCCAAAAAUAUCAAAAAACCAAGGAAAUCUGAGGUUAACUACCUCCCCCCGUAUCCAGUCGGUGAAACAGAUGACAGCCUGGAGAAUGUGAGAACUGAGCUAAUUGCAGCCAGAAAGACAGAAGACAAUAGACUGAAGAUCAAUGAUAUGAUGUCCAGAACAUACAGCUGCAGAAGAAGGGAAGUGGUUGGCCAGUCCACGCAUGUGGUAGAAUUGAAAGAGAGAUGGCCUGCUCUCUUUGAUCCAUUUCAGAUAAAUGAAGAGUUUCGAAGGUGCAACACCAUUCCCCUGGAGUCGACGUUUCUGUCCCAGCUGGACAAGUACACCCCAAAGUUCCUGGAACUAUUCAGCACAAAGGGAGGAGUUGUUGGGCAGCGCCUGAAGAGUGUGUUGAUGGAACUGGAAAAGGACCCACAUGCCUCAGUGGUGAAGAAAAGGGACAUGACUCUGAGAUGCCUCGUCAAAUACAUGGGGGAGAGUGUGCAGGAGCUCAUCUCUGACUACUAUAGAACAGCAGAAGAGAAAGUGCAUGAGGACCUUAAAACACAGGAAAUGAGGAUCUACGCUUGUCAUCAGCCGGAUGCAGUGGGCAUCAUCAUUGAUGGAACUCCGGUGCUGACAGGACUGGAUAACGUGUCCAGAGCCUGCUGCCUGCUCCUUGGCCUCAUCUAUGCACUAAAUCUGGAUUAUCCUCCAAAACUUGCCAAAACAUUUGAAGUCUUUCAAAGACUAUUUGUAGGACUUGAUACGCUACAGUCAAAACCAUCCUCCAAGUUCAUCAGCCUGAAAAACAAACUCCUCACUUAAGCAAUCGCUCUAAACCACUGGUGUGGUCAAGUGUGUUAUAAUUUGGAGCUGGAGAGGUUUCUGGUUAUUUGAUGCCUUUACUGAAUGUUCUUAACUGGCAGAAGAGUUUUGAUGAAUACAGGUUAAAAACACUGUAGUUCACUUUGCUCUAGUUGUGACUGGUUCUGUGGUCAGUUAAUGUGGGUUUUAUAUGUCCAAGAGAUUUCUGCUUCUGCCCCAGUCCAAUGGAGGCGCUGUUUAAUUUCAGGCUAUUGAUUCUGAAGAGAGAUAUUUGUUUGAGAUUGUUUUAAAUUUCACUAACUAAAGUUCCAUUAGUCUGAAAUGUUACUUUCAUGUCACAUUCAUGUGAGAUGGUUCCAAUUUAAUAUUGGUUUCAAUAUAUAUCACAUUGUUGAUUAUGUGGUUUAUCCUAAACCUGCAAUGGAAGUAAAACUUUUGUGAAAAAUAAUGUUGAUAAAGUUUUAGAGUGACCGCUUUUAUACAUUUUGUAAACAUUUCAUUUAGUAAGAUUUUCCACUGUUCUG